GUGCAGUUUGUAAUCACUGCGGUUUCUCUGUUUCGGCUAUCCUGAUUGGCCAGUGGCUCUAAAUAUAAUUUCCGGGUCAGCAGCUACAGGUUGCUAAGAAGUUGGCGCAGAUGACACGUCAGCUGGCUGGAAAACAAGCACAAACUGCGACACCUGCUUAUAAAGCACAAUGUCAUAAACCUCCGCGCUGCAUUUAAGCGCGCACUGCCGACUGUUACUGCAUUACAGUCGCGAAGGUUCACUGAAGAAGAAGACUGCAGCUGUAGCAUCACGCAUGCUGAGAUUGAGAGCGAGUUCAGCAUCACUCCUUCUGGACUCAUCCGACACGACCCACACAAGAUGAUCGGCCCAGCAGCGCGGCGUUAUCGUGGAUGAGAGCGAGAGCUUACCGGACCGGUGCUUUUGUCUUCCGCAUCCUACUGGACAUGUCGUCCCCGUCGCCGGUGCAGAUCAGAGAGGCGAACGCGCACCUGGCAGCGCUGCACAGGCGGGUCACAGACCUGGAGCAGAGGCUGGAGGAAGCGGAGAAAACCGUGCGGGAGCAGGCCGAGAGUCUCAUCCGCAAAGAUGAGCAACUGAGAGCUGCCACGCAAGAAAUCACGGAGGCCAAGGACAAAGAAAUUUUCUUCCUCCACGAGAAGCUUUGUCAAUCAGAGGAAUCCAUCCAUAAACUCAACCAAACGUUUAAAGAAAAAGAUUCUCUAAUCGCACAGUUACAACACCGAUGUCAGUUGCUGGACAGCAUUUGCAAAAGCCGUCCAUUACUGGACAGCAUGCUGGCCCAGAUGGCCGAGGCAGAGAGAACGGGGAAGCCCACGACCAACAGCUCUUUCACGGACGGAGAGUCCAACUGCAGCCCCAGCCGCCUCUCCAACCACAAAGACUUCUCCCUCAGCGAGGACGACUCUGACGAUCAGGAAUUAGAUGGGGUUGUGUUUGGGACCACAGUAUGAGAGUCUCAAUUCAACUGCUCCUCAUCUCAGGUUUAGCAGCCUGUGUGCUUUGAUAGUUACAAUUGAUUCGAUGUCUGGUUAAAAUAUCCAUUGUAUCAUAAUGCGGGUUAAUGGAGUGUGAAUGGGAUUCUACUGUAAAGAGAGAAUGCCUGGUCAAUUCUGGUUAAAUCAAUGUGCAAAUUGAUGCAAGUAUGCCACAUAUCUUAUAGAUUUGUCCCUCAGACCGCUUCAGUUCUUCUCAUUACUGAAUGGAACAGGCGUUUUUUUAGGUUCAGUUUAAGAUAGUUGUUUUAUUUUGGUUGUUAACUUGUUUUAUUCAUCCCUUUUUAACUUUAAAUUUGCAUAUGCUGUGAUAUUUUUCUCAGCUGUUUAUACCUUAUGGAUUUAUUGCAUGACAUGAAUAUUAGAGAAGAAUGUUUUUAAAGUUUACAUUGAAAUUACCUGUUACAGGCAGUCCACCUGCUGUUUUUUUUAUCCAGUCCUGUUUUACAAAGAGCAUCUGGGAAAAUGUUUUGGAGAUGCAAUAUACUCUGAUGUUGCAUGCUUGCUGUUUUGUUGAUGCCUCUCGGUGAACAAUUUCAGCAGUCAUUGACAAUGUACAAAUGACCCUUGGCCUCAAACUCCCAUAUUAAAAUGCAACACAAUAUUUUGCAUAUCUAUGCUGGAAAGCAUAUUUAAAGAAAUGGUUUACCCCACAUUUUAAAUCUUGUCUUUUACUCAGCCUCAUGUCCUGACAGGGUUCCAAACCUCUAUUACUUCCUUCUGUAUAACACAGCGGACACUUUGAACAAUGUUUGGAUCCAAUG
Molecule: messenger RNA, 1759 nt
Organism: Sinocyclocheilus rhinocerous
Lineage: Eukaryota; Metazoa; Chordata; Actinopteri; Cypriniformes; Cyprinidae
Product: vimentin-type intermediate filament-associated coiled-coil protein-like
Exons: 2
Coding region: 372-953 (193 amino acids)
Source: RefSeq, a predicted model, not a curated record